This is a messenger RNA of Vicugna pacos (alpaca), 1575 nucleotides long. It is a transcript of the gene PIGL, whose product is annotated as phosphatidylinositol glycan anchor biosynthesis class L. The record is from RefSeq and is a predicted model, not a curated record. NCBI's taxonomy places the organism in Eukaryota, Metazoa, Chordata, Mammalia, Artiodactyla, Camelidae. Gene Ontology annotation, cellular component: endoplasmic reticulum. Gene Ontology annotation, molecular function: N-acetylglucosaminylphosphatidylinositol deacetylase activity.
GUGUUCCAGGCCCCGGGCUGCGGCUCGCACCCAGACCUCACUGACUCGCAGGGCGAGGCCGCUUCGUCCGUGAUGUCACAGGCCCUUAGUCUGGUCCCUGUCCGAGGAGCCCGGGCCCCCGCGCCCGCGAAGUGCGCCCUCGGCCGUGCUCUUCCAGGGAACUGACCGGACGGGCCUCGGAACCUCAUACUUUUCCUUUAGAGAAGCCGCCAGCCCACAUCCCAAAGUUAGGACGGGAAAACGAAGUCGGUGUUCACUCGGAUAAUUACGAUAAAGCCCGGUUUUAAGAAACGAGUGACAAAAGGGUGGACCGAAGAGAGGAGAGACUCGUACUCAAGAUGUGGGGCGUUCUUUUCAGGCGCUUCCCCUUGAGCCCAUGGUACUGUGUGGACAAGGGUAGAAAACCGGUCGGCAAGGAGUUCGGUUCAGCUCCGAAACCGAGCAGGCGCAGGCCCUCGUAAAGGCCGCAUAAAGUGGAUUCGCACUAAGUGGUGCUGGGAGGCGUCCGAGUGAAAGCUCCCGGCGGAGCGCGACGCUUAAAGCCUCGAGCCGUUGGCGCGGCCGGCAGGACCGAGUUACACUCGGAACGUAGUUUCCGCAAGCGCAGUUUUCCCGCCGGAGUCGGACCGGGCGGCAGCCUCCCCUCCUGCGCAGGCGCAGAGCCUCAUCAGAGCAUGGAAGUGGUGGGGCUGUUGUGCUUGGCGGCGGCAGUCCUGGCAUGGGGAUUCGUCCGGGUCUGGGACCUCUGGGAGCGAAGGAAGAGCCAGGAGCAGGCUGGCCUGCUGGGAGGCGGAACCCGGAGCCUCUUGGUGAUCGCGCACCCCGACGAUGAGGCUAUGUUCUUUGCUCCCACUAUUCUAGGCUUGGCCCGCCUGAGGCACCGGGUGUCCCUGCUCUGCUUCUCUGCAGGAAAUUACUACAAUCAAGGGGAGAUUCGUAAGAAAGAACUUCUGCAGAGCUGUGAAGUCUUGGGGAUUCCACCCUCCAGUGUAAUGAUUAUUGACCACAGGGACUUCCCCGAUGACCCGGGCGUGCAGUGGGACACACAGCGGGUGGCCGACGUCGUCCUCCAGCAUGUAGAGGACAACGGCAUAAACCUGGUGGUGACUUUCGAUGCCGGGGGAGUGAGCGGCCACCGCAACCAUGCUGCUCUGUACGCAGCCGUGAGGUCCCUGCACGCAGAAGGGAGGUUACCUAAAGGGUGCUCCGUGCUCACGCUCCAGUCAGUGAGCCUGCUGCGCAAGUACCUGUCCCUGCUGGACCUGCCCUGCUGCCUGCUGCGCGCCCCGCACGUCCUCUUCGUGCUCAGCCGCGGAGAGGCGGCCCAGGCCCAGAGAGCCAUGUCCCGCCACCGCAGCCAGCUGCUCUGGUUCCGCCGCCUCUACGUGCUCUUCUCCCGCUACAUGCGAAUCAACUCUCUGCACUUCCUCUGAGCCUCCAAGGGCUCUCAGAUCCCGGGACCCAGGAGGGAGCUGGGGCCUCGGUGGGAGCUGGCUCACCCCGCUGCCUGGAGACCCCGGCGAGGCGGUACGUCCUGAGCUGGCGGCCGCGCUGGUCCCCCUCUCGUAAAAACGA